AUGGAAAAAGGCAUCAACAAGCUGAUAAAGCUGAAGUCAAUUCUCAAGAAGCUAAACUCAUUCAACCAAAAGCAAAGCCGUCCGGCGUCUUCCUCCGUAGUGGCUGCGUCCGAUGUUUACGAAUCGUCUUCGGACGUCAACCUCCAGCCAGUCUACGUCGGAAAGUCAAAGAAGCGAUACCUCAUCAGCUCCGACGUCCUCAAGAACCCUCUGUUCCGCGAACUCGCGGAAGUGUCGGGCGAGAACGACGAAGCCGUCAUCAACGUGUCGUGCGAGGUCGUCUUGUUCGAUCACUUGCUUUGGAUGCUCGAAAAUGGUGAUCCUCAGUCGGAGUCUCUGGCGGAGCUCGUCGAGUUUUACGCUUGUUGAAAGAUUACUUUGGCGAUCGAAGGACGGUUCCCGUGGGAUAGUUCUCAUGGUACACAAAAUUUGUACAUUAUGUAACGAUAAAAAUGCAUGUGGAUGUGAUUAGGCGAUGUAGAUUAAGAAACCAGGGAUUAAUGAUUAUAGAGAUUAAGAUCAGAAAGAAAGGUUGAUUUCGACGGUGAGGAUUUAACCGAGUUCACGCCGGCUAAACUGUAAGCCUGGUCGGAGAUUAUAUCAGCGCAUCAUCGUUGUUCAUUU
This is a messenger RNA of Hibiscus syriacus, 624 nucleotides long. RefSeq names its product auxin-responsive protein SAUR76-like. The transcript has a single exon. Gene Ontology annotation, biological process: response to auxin. The coding region runs from base 1 to 369 and encodes 122 amino acids. The record is from RefSeq and is a predicted model, not a curated record. NCBI's taxonomy places the organism in Eukaryota, Viridiplantae, Streptophyta, Magnoliopsida, Malvales, Malvaceae.